Messenger RNA from Peronospora belbahrii, 1566 nucleotides. NCBI's taxonomy places the organism in Eukaryota, Oomycota, Peronosporomycetes, Peronosporales, Peronosporaceae. The record is from the annotation of a GenBank genome assembly.
AUGGAUCCUCCUGCAAUGUUGGAUGCAGCAGAAUCCCGCGUGCCCAAGUUGGCGGUGAGCGUCGCGUGCUGGGCUUUUCUGUGGACAUUUUAUCCUAAACCAAAAGUGUUUUGCACUGCCGAAAUGGAUUGGAAUGGAUCAGACACGGAAUAUCGUGUGCGUGCCAUUGAGGCUGCUUUUAAACGUGAGCGAAAGAAGCGUGAUGUAUUGGAAAAGAAGUAUGCACGUUUAAAGCGACGCUACGUGCGGAUAGAGCGCUCACACAGCCGUUUGCUGAUGGAGUCGCAUGUGAAAAAUACCAAUAGUGUGGAAACACUUCGUGCCGCGCAAUCAGAGACACUAAGCAGUAUCUUAGAGUCAACACCGAGUUUACCGUCGUCAACGUUUGCAGUGAUUGAUCUCACUAGUCCACGCUCUGGUACAAGUUCUACAGUGAGAAAUGAAUCACUAGAUAGUAUAUCUAGAGAAAUACAAGAGUCACAGGUGGGGUUUCUAUCAAGAGAUAAUAUUUGUGGUGAAAGUCCAAGAUCAUCGCUGGAAUCUUUGGAAGCAUCCACAAGAAGGUCUUGCGACAAUAGUCCAGAACAGGAAGAGAAAGAGACGGAAGAUGAGGAGACUUUUGUGAGGGAAAACUGGCGAUGCAGCACUAAUAGGUCGUACUCGACUCCUGUACGUCGGAGACGUCUGCAUUUAGACUCUACUCUUCGGUCAAGUCUCACAGAUUCUCAUCGCAUGCUCUCAAGUCCAACGCGACGGAUGCAACUGUAUGGACUGCAAUCAGACUAUUCUACCAGCUCACACAGCUCUCCAUUGUCAGCACAUUCUAUGACUACACAUAGUGGAGAACCUUCCAGACGCAUCCGUUCGCAAUUCCACCUGCAUAAUCAUUUGUCAGAACAAACUGCUGCCGCUGCUUAUGGAUACGAAUUGGAACAGGAAUUAGAGCCUCGCGCUUAUCACAGGCAUGAGCGAGACCGCUGGGCGUCUGAUCUAUCACCGGAGCCUUCCACGCCGUCUUUCGUCGUGUCCUCACCAUUGAUGUCAACAAAUACUUUGCCAUUGCCACCGACUGUUCCCCUGCCUGUAUCUCGUCCUAGAGCUCAGAGCAACGAGGAGGCUUCGAUUGCAUUGGCACGAUAUCUACAGCAAGAGGAGAAUAUUGCGGCCUAUGAAGAGUACGAGGCUCGCUUAUUUCGUGAGUCUGUGGAGCAAGAUCACAACCAGGCCACGAGCUCAAUGCUUUCGCGUUUGGUCAGCCAGCAACGCAACAUUGACCCGGACAAUAUGACUUAUGAAGAGCUUCUGAGGCUUGGUGAAGAGGUUGGAGACGUGAAGAAAGAGCGGUGGCGAGAGGUGGCUUUUCAGGUAUUAUUGAGCCUCCCGACUCAUUACUGGACCCAUGGCCACGGCGAAGACACAUGUAUCAUCUGCCAGUACAAUUUCAUGCCAAAUGAUCGAGCUAUGACCCUUCCGUGUGCUCACGUAUUUCAUGAAGAUUGCGUUGGUGGCUGGAUUCGUGAAAACAACAGUUGUCCUCUAUGCAAACGGGAAAUUGCUCCAAUCUAA